AUGGAAUCCCAAAAUUAUGACUAUAUUGUGCUUGGGGGAGGAAGUGGCGGUAGUGGUAGCGCUCGUCGUGCUGCGAGUUCAUUUGGUGCGAAGACUCUCAUUGUAGAAAGUGGACGUUCAGGAGGAACUUGUGUGAAUGUCGGAUGCGUUCCUAAGAAAUUAACCUGGAAUCUUGCAUUUGUCAAUGAAAUGAUCGAAGCAAGCAGAAAAUACGGUUAUAAUAUUCCAGAUGAAGUCACUGUUGAUUACAGUUCCUUCAAAGCUAAACGUGACGCGAUUGUAAAACGGCUCAAUGGCGUUUACGAGCGAAACUGGAAGAAAGAAACCAUUGAUCUGGUGCGAGGACGAGCUUCGUUCGUGUCUUCGCAGACAAUUGAAGUUACAAGGUCGGACAAUCUGCGCAAAAUACAGUACACAGCGCCACAUAUUCUCAUUGCGACUGGAGGCCGACCAAACAUUCCAGACCUACCUGGCGCUCAAUACGGCAUGACGAGUGAUGGAUUCUUUGAUUUAGAGGAACUUCCAUCUAAAGUAGCAAUUGUUGGAGCUGGCUAUAUUGCAGUUGAACUAGCUGGAGUCAUGGCAGCUCUCGGAGUGGAAACACAUAUGUUCAUCCGAGGUUCUCAUCUUCUCAGGAAGUUCGAUCCUAUGAUACAAAGCACGAUCACCAAUCAUUACGAGCGCGCUGGUAUAACAAUUCAUCGGGAACACCGUGGGUUUGCGGAAGUUCAGCUACUCAAAAGUGGGGAGAACAACCAUAAGUUUUUAAAGUUAGUUAACCAGGAUGGAUCGGAAAUCAUAGUGAAUGAUAUUUUAUGGGCGAUUGGCCGCAGCCCAGAAAUUUCGGAUUUACAACUUGAUCGACUCGGGAUCGACUUAAACAGCUCCGGUCGCGUCAGAGUCGAUGAAUAUCAAAACACUUCAGUGAAGGGUAUAUAUGCACUUGGAGACGUUACGGGUCAAGCUGAGUUAACUCCAGUUGCCAUCGCAGCAGGCCGCCAGCUGAGCAAUCGUCUAUUUGGUCCCCCCGAAUUUGCAGCUUCAAAAUUAUCCUAUGAAAAUAUCCCAACUGUCGUUUUUGCACACCCCGAAAUCGGUUCUAUUGGACUCACAGAGCCUAUUGCACGGCAAAAAUAUGGCAAUAGCCAGAUAAAAAUCUAUCACACCAAGUUUACUGCCAUGUUCUACGAUAUGUGGACAGAAGAUGAGAAGACGAAAUUUCCGACAGAAAUGAAGCUAAUCUGUACUGGACCUAACGAAAGAAUAAUUGGCAUGCAUAUACUAGGCCUGGGAGUAUCUGAAAUGUUGCAAGGAUUUGGGGUGGCAGUCAAAAUGGGUGCUACAAAGAGUGACUUUGAUAAUUGCGUGGCAAUUCAUCCUACAAGCGCGGAGGAAAUUGUGACUUUGCGUUGA
Molecule: messenger RNA, 1413 nt
Organism: Penicillium odoratum
Lineage: Eukaryota; Fungi; Ascomycota; Eurotiomycetes; Eurotiales; Aspergillaceae
Exons: 3
Coding region: 1-1413 (470 amino acids)
Biological process (GO): cell redox homeostasis; cellular response to oxidative stress; glutathione metabolic process
Cellular component (GO): mitochondrion; cytosol
Molecular function (GO): glutathione-disulfide reductase (NADPH) activity; flavin adenine dinucleotide binding; NADP binding
Source: RefSeq, a predicted model, not a curated record